Molecule: messenger RNA, 1645 nt
Organism: Anastrepha ludens (Mexican fruit fly)
Lineage: Eukaryota; Metazoa; Arthropoda; Insecta; Diptera; Tephritidae
Gene: Pgam5
Product: serine/threonine-protein phosphatase Pgam5, mitochondrial
Exons: 2
Coding region: 278-1162 (294 amino acids)
Biological process (GO): positive regulation of mitochondrial fission
Cellular component (GO): mitochondrion
Source: RefSeq, a predicted model, not a curated record
UUACUACAUCAGUAAGCAGUAAAAUCAUAAAAUAAUCGUUUGUGAAAAGAUAGAGUGAAAACGAAUGUGAAAACUUUUUUCACUUCACGUUACGCAGAUGUGAAUUGACCCCCAGAACUACUGUUACGUAUAAAAUGAUCGAUAACUGUAAACUUGAUAUAGCAAACUUUCACCACUAACCUUAAUUGCUAAUCAAAUCAGCGUUGUUUACGUUUCUGCCGCGCUGUUAGAGACAAAGUAAUAAAAUAACGUAAUUUUUAAUCAGAAGCAUUAAAUUAUGGUUGCGUGGAACAAUUUACGCAAACUAAGCAGUAUUGCAGUCGGUACUGGUGCAGGCCUGGCAGUUUACUACUACCAUCGGUUGCGCGAACCCAAUAAUCUAGUGCAGAACUCGUGGACAACUUCCGAAAAACCAGUUAAUGAAGCCGCCAUCUGGGAUCAAGAUUGGGAUUGUCGUGAUCCCAAAAGUUGUGUACGCCCAGUUAAAAAUGACUCUCCGCAGGAACAAAAUCGUUACAAUAACGAAUUGGAGAAGAUGCGUGUAAGGGCGACGCGCCACAUUGUGCUUAUUCGCCACGGGCAAUACCUGGACGCCGGCGAUCACGAUAAGGAUCAUCAUCUUACGGAAUUGGGUCGACUGCAAGCGAAAUAUACGGGUCAACGUUUACGUGAGUUGGGCAUCGAAUGGGAUAAAAUUGUGAUUUCGACAAUGACACGCGCUCAAGAGACUUCCGAGAUGAUACUCAAAGAAAUCGACCAUGAUCCUGAAAAAGUAAAGCAUUGCCACUACUUGCGCGAGGGCGCACCUAUACCGCCACAACCGCCUGUGGGUCACUGGCGCCCCGAGAAGUCUUUCUUCCGGGAUGGCGCACGCAUUGAGGCGGCUUUUAGGCGUUACUUUUAUCGCGCUCAUUCCGAUCAAGAGCAUGAUUCUUAUACGAUGAUCAUUGGCCAUGCAAAUGUUAUACGGUAUUUUGUAUGUCGGGCACUGCAGCUACCGCCUGAAGCAUGGCUGCGCAUGAAUAUUAACCAUGGUUCCAUUACUUGGCUCACCAUAAGCCCAUCGGGUAAUGUUUGCAUCAAGCAUUUGGGCGAAAGUGGCUAUAUGCCAGCCAAAUGCCUAUCGAACCGUAUACCGCGUGAAGUGAAAAAUGUUGUUUAAUUGGCAUGCAUAGGAGAGGAAAUUAAAACCAACUAAUAAAAGUAUAAGAUGAAAAUGAUUAGAGCAGAAAGUGUUGCAGAAUUUUAUAGCUAAUGAAUUGAAUUCGUAGGAAAACAGUUUGGUACAGGAGCGAACAUAAUUGAAAUAUUAGCUGAGAGAAUUGAAUUAGUUAUGAAGGAAAGUAUGUUGAUCUCCUGCCAAGUAAGAUCCCAUUGCCAUAAAACAGUUCACUAUUUUUGUCGUACUUAAAGUAUACCAGAUUAACAGUUUCUAGUGCAUAUCUAUUAGAAAUAACAAUAAAAAAUUUUAAUAAUAUUUAUAUAUUUAAGUACGUUUAUACUAGCAUACAACACCGUUUAUCCUUCGAAUUAGCAUUUAUACCCACUAAAAAAUACUAUACUGUUAUAAAAAUAAUUAUGAACAUUGCCUUAAAUGAGAUAGCACUAAAGUAAAAUUUUAUCCGAAUAAAAGUCUUUUAAUGAA